AUGUACCGCUGCGUACGCAUCACUUCACCAGAUGACUAUCUUCAGUGCAUACUUUGGAGGGAAAACCCGAUGGAAGAUGUUAAGACCUACAAAUUGGAGACUGUCACUUAUGGAACACGACCAGCAUCAUUCUUAGCUAUUAGAGCUAUGCACCAGCUGGCUAACGAUGAAGCCGAAUCUUACCCCCUUGGUGCUCAGAUAGUACUGCGGGAUUUUUAUGUUGAUGACAUGAUCACUGGAUCCGAUACUGCUGAGGAGGCAAUUGAAAUAAUGGGGCAAACUUCGCAGCUACUUGCAAAGGGUAACUUCAAAAUACGAAAGUGGUGCUCCAAUGAUCAAGCUAAACCAACAAAAAUAACGAAACGCUCUGCACUUUCCAUUAUUGCCCGUUUGUAUGAUCCGCUCGGCUUAGUCGGCCCAUUUGUAUUAAAGGCAAAAAUAUUUCUUCAGCGUCUAUGGAUGGAAAAACUUGACUGGGACGAAAGUUUACCGAUGUCUCAUGAAACAAGUUGGGAAAACCUAUGCAGCCAAUUCAACGAUGUCAAACAUUUGACAUUUCCCCGCUUCAUCGCUAAAAGGAAUGCAUCGUUGGAACUUCAUGCCUUUUGUGACGCCAGUUUGUCUGCAUAUAGUACGUGUGUUUACAUACGUGCUAGCAAUGGUAAGAGCGUAUGCAUAAAUCUGCUUUGCUCAAAGUCGCGAGUUGCUCCGAUUAAAUCUCUCACUGUGCCAAAGCUCGAGCUGUGUGCUGCCUAUUUGCUUGCUCAGUUAGUGCACUCCAUCGCUCAACUUAAUAUCUUCAGCUGUAUGUUUUAUUGUUGGUCAGACUCCAGUAUUGUGCUCUCAUGGUUGAAGGAGGACUCAUCCCGGUUCAACGUAUUCGUAGCUAAUCGCAUUAACAAUAUUCAAAAUCUCACAGAUGGUAUGGAGUGGCGUUAUGUCCCAACAGCUGUAAACCGUGCUGAUAUACUAUCACGCGGAGCCACACCAACAGAAUUACUAAAUUCUUCGUUGUGGAAACAUGGACCGCCGUUUUUGUCUAAUCCGCACAAUGAGUGGCCUAAAUGCUGCGUUCGAACUCAAGAGCUUCCCGAAAUGCGCAAAACCUUUUUGCUAACUACACGCUCUGCUUCUGAUAUGUCAAUAAACUGCAAAUACGUAAAUUCUUUUGCAUCUAUGCAACGCAUCUACGGUUACGUUUACAAGUUUGUGAAGAAGGAUAUCUCAGGUCAUUUAACACCUAGUCACAUUCAGAAUGGAACAUACUUCUUAAUUCGCAUGAUACAAAUGUUCGUCGCCCUCGUGUAUAUAUCACUGUCCGCUGUCACAGUUCUCGCAGUUACUGCCAUACUCACCGCUGCUCUCAUCACUGUAACCGUCGCUGCUACUCUGGUCACUGCUGCUGCCGUCAUCGCCCGCUGUCGCUGCAAUCCCUACCGCUGGUUCUGUCGCCGCCAGGAAUGA
Molecule: messenger RNA, 1464 nt
Organism: Anastrepha obliqua
Lineage: Eukaryota; Metazoa; Arthropoda; Insecta; Diptera; Tephritidae
Exons: 3
Coding region: 1-1464 (487 amino acids)
Source: RefSeq, a predicted model, not a curated record